GGCAAUACGCGAGGCGCGAGGCGCGAGGUGCGAAGUGCGUACAUGUUCACGCAAGAAAACAAUGCGCGUUUGAUUAGGUCAGGUCACAAUAGCAUAAGUCAUUUUUUCUGUUUUGAAACUACCGUUUUUUUGCUGUGAAUAUGAAGAAAAUUAAACGUAAAGGUGGUGCGGAAAAAUUAAGAGAUAAAGAGAAGAAAAAACUAGAAGAUAAAGCAAAAAAGUGUAAAAGUAUUAGUCAAAUGUUCUUUCAGGCUGUUCAAGCAGAGGAAACUAGAAGUGAUAGAGAUAAUCAUUUGCAAGAAGCAAUGAUACAAACUGAAACGGAAAAUAAUGAGAAAAUCUUAAUUGACACUGCCGACGCUGAAAGGAUACUGGAUGUUCCAAAUGAUAACAACGAGGUUGACACUGCCGACGCUGAAAGGAUACCGGAUGUUCCAAAUGACAAAAACGAGGAAACAGAAGCAGUGAUAAAACCAAAGGCGGAUAUAUACGUUGAGGUUGAAGAUCAAAAAAAAUAUUUUAAAAAACCGGACAAAGACAUAAAUUUAACUAUGUUUUUCAAAAUCCAUCCGAAACAACNAAUGGAGCAGAUUCCUUUUAAUCCCCUUAAAGCCUACUUUCGUAAAGCUCAAGAUAAUGAAAGUGAACAAAUUAAAAGACAAUGGCUAACUUAUUCAAAUGAAUAUUGUAAAUUAUUUUGUUCAUUUUGCUUAGCUUUUAGUCAAGAAAAUAAUCGAUUUACUUUCGGAUGCGGAACUACAAAAAUCGAAAAUCCUUACGAACGCAUUAGAGAACAUGAACAGUCUUUAAUUCAUCAUAGAAGCGCAGAGGCAUAUAUGUUGUGGUCACAAAAAUUGGAAGUUAUUAGCUUACUUCAACAUAAAAGAAAUGAAGACAUUAAAAAGAGAAGGUUAAUUCUAGAAANGAUUAUUGAUACAAUAAAGUUAAUAGGAAAACGAGGAUUAAGCUGUAGGCGUGCAAAAGAUGUAGAAGCAGCAUAUACUUUAAAAAAUUCAAAUUUAGAUCAUGGAAACUUUCUGGAAAUUAUAUUACUUUUGGCAAAAUAUGAUCCGUUUUUACAAAAGCAUGUAGAUGAAUGCGUCGCGUCAAGUUCAAAAUUAAACAAAGAUAACUCAGGUCCUGGUAGACCUGGUAGUUUUGUAACAUUUUUAUCAAAACCAACAAUAAAUUACAUAAUAGAAUCAAUUUCAAAACUAAUGAAGGCACGUAUAGCACAAGAAGUAAAAAACGCAGGAAUGUUUAGUAUUCAAAUUGAUAGCACGCAGGACAUUAAUGUGCAUGAUCAGUUGUGUGUUAUUUUGCGUUAUGUGGCAGAUAAAGUAAAUGAGCGUGUAAUAGCUGUGGAAAACUGUAAAUCCGGAACAGGAAACAAUCUAGCAAAUCUUGUUAGCCACUUAUUAGAUGAAAAUGGAAUUGAUAUAGAAAAAUGUAUUGGGAGUUCUACUGACGGUGCGGCUAACAUGCGCGGACAAUAUAAUGGAUUUUCUGCAUGGCUCACUACAACUAUUCCUGAACAAACUCAUGUUUGGUGUUAUGCUCAUGUCCUUAAUCUUGUGAUGUCUGACGCAACGACAGUAUGUACUGAAGCUGUUAAUUUAUUUAAAGUCAUGAAUUCUUGUGUGACGGGACGAGUCCCGUCACUUGUAAAUAGUGUACAUAUUUUUAUAAUUUUGAUACUUUUUCUGUUUAUAAAUAAUGUAUAUAUUGUUAUUUUGAUCUUUCUUUGCGUUCAUCAAAUAAAAUAGAUGUAUAGUAUAACACACACGCCUGCCAUAGUUCCGUCAAUCUUCCUAUAAAAAUCAUAU
Molecule: messenger RNA, 1826 nt
Organism: Pseudomyrmex gracilis
Lineage: Eukaryota; Metazoa; Arthropoda; Insecta; Hymenoptera; Formicidae
Product: zinc finger MYM-type protein 1-like
Exons: 4
Coding region: 141-1766 (541 amino acids)
Source: RefSeq, a predicted model, not a curated record